Molecule: messenger RNA, 846 nt
Organism: Lachnellula hyalina
Lineage: Eukaryota; Fungi; Ascomycota; Leotiomycetes; Helotiales; Lachnaceae
Product: NADPH-dependent 1-acyldihydroxyacetone phosphate reductase
Exons: 1
Coding region: 1-846 (281 amino acids)
Biological process (GO): phosphatidic acid biosynthetic process; triglyceride catabolic process
Cellular component (GO): endoplasmic reticulum; lipid droplet
Molecular function (GO): acylglycerone-phosphate reductase (NADP+) activity; triacylglycerol lipase activity
Source: RefSeq, a predicted model, not a curated record
AUGGCCACCCCAAAGCGCACCGUUCUCAUCACCGGAUGUUCAGACGGAAGUCUAGGCUCCUAUCUCGCCAUCGCCUUCCACAAAUCCGGACUGCACGUCUACGCUACAGCACGAAACCCAUCCAAGAUGGCCGGCCUAGUCGCGCUCGGCAUCGAAACACUUACGCUGGACGUGCUAUCCGACUCCUCCAUCGCCGCCGCUGUGUCCCAGAUACCGAGCCUCGAUAUCCUGGUCAACAAUGCAGGCGCUGUUUUAAACAUGCCUUUCUCGGACCUCUCGAUCCCCGAGGCCAAGAAACUGUUUGAUCUAAACGUGUGGUCGUACCUGGCUGUGACGCAGGCGUUCCUACCUCUACUGCUUGAGUCCAAGGGGAUUAUUGCAAACCAGACGUCGGGGGCUUCGGUCGUUACGAUUCCGUUCCAGUCUACGUACAACGCGUCGAAAGCUGCGAUGGCCAUGUUUUCCGAUAGCCAGCGCUUGGAGCUGGAACCGUUCGGCGUUCGAAUUAUUGAUCUGAAGACCGGGUCUGUCAGGAGCAAUAUUCAGAACUCGAUGACAGAUAGGACGACGCUGCCGAAGGGAUCCAUAUAUGAGCCUGCGCGAGAGGCGGUGGAGAAGACGUUGGGUGGUGAAGAGUUCUUCAGAGAUGCUGGGGAGCCGACGAAGUGGGCCGAAGGCGUAGUAGGGAAUUUGCUGAGGAAGAGUCCGCCGCCCAUUAUUUGGCUACCUGGUAGUAUAAAUAUGUUUCUGAUACGACUUGGUUUACUUUUUCCCUUUGGGACGUUCGAUGGGACGAUUAAGAAGAUGACCGGGCUUGAUAUUGUUGCGCAGAGGGUGGGAAAAUAA